CUCCUCUGCGGGUAAACAGACAUGGCCGGCGAGAGAGAUCCGCAGGACGCUGCGCACAACAUGGGCAACCACCUGCCGCUCCUCCCUGCAGAGAGUGAGGAAGAAGAUGAAAUUGAAAUGGAAGUUGAAGACCAGGAUAGCAAAGAAGCCAAAAAACCAAACGUCAUAAAUUUUGACACCAGUCUGCCAACAUCACAUACAUAUCUGGGCGCUGAUAUGGAAGAAUUUCAUGGCAGGACUUUGCAUGAUGACGACAGCUGUCAGGUUAUUCCAGUUCUGCCACAGGUGAUGAUGAUCCUGAUUCCUGGGCAGACCUUACCUCUUCAGCUUUUUCGUCCUCAGGAAGUCAGUAUGGUGCGGAAUUUAAUUCAGAAAGACAGAACCUUUGCAGUUCUUGCAUACAGUAAUAUACAGGAGAGGGAAGCACAGUUUGGAACAACAGCAGAGAUAUAUGCCUAUCGAGAAGAACAGGAUUUUGGAAUCGAGAUAGUGAAAGUGAAAGCCAUUGGAAGACAAAGGUUCAAAGUCCUUGAGCUAAGAACACAGUCAGAUGGAAUCCAGCAAGCUAAAGUGCAAAUUCUUCCUGAAUGUGUGUUGCCUUCAACCAUGUCUGCAGUUCAGUUAGAAUCCCUCAAUAAAUGCCAGAUAUUUCCUUCAAAACCUGUCUCAUGGGAAGACCAGUAUUCGUAUAAAUGGUGGCAGAAAUACCAGAAGAGAAAGUUUCAUUGUGCAAAUUUGACUUCAUGGCCUCGCUGGCUAUAUUCCUUAUAUGAUGCUGAAACUUUAAUGGAUAGAAUCAAGAAACAGCUACAUGAAUGGGACGAAAAUCUAAAAGAUGAUUCUCUUCCUUCAAAUCCAAUAGAUUUUUCUUACAGAGUAGCUGCUUGUCUUCCUAUUGAUGAUGUAUUAAGGAUUCAGCUCCUUAAAAUUGGUAGUGCCAUCCAACGACUUCGCUGUGAACUAGAUAUUAUGAAUAAAUGCACAUCUCUUUGCUGUAAACAAUGUCAAGAAACAGAAAUAACCACCAAAAAUGAAAUAUUCAGUUUAUCCUUAUGUGGACCAAUGGCAGCUUAUGUGAAUCCUCAUGGAUAUGUGCAUGAGACACUUACAGUGUAUAAAGCUUGCAACUUGAAUCUGAUAGGCCGGCCUUCUACAGAGCACAGCUGGUUUCCUGGGUAUGCUUGGACUAUCGCCCAGUGUAGGAUCUGUGCAAGCCAUAUUGGAUGGAAAUUUACAGCCACCAAAAAAGACAUGUCGCCUCAAAAAUUUUGGGGUUUGACUCGAUCUGCUCUGUUGCCCACAAUCCCAGACACUGAAGAUGAGAUAAGCCCUGACAAAGUAAUACUUUGCUUAUAAACAAAUACAGUAGAGAUAAAGUUAUUUAUCUAGUUGGUCUUGUAAAAUCAGAUCUGCUUUGGAAAUUACUGCUUUUGAUGCAUACCUAAGUAAAAAGCAACAUUACGUGGAAGGUUGCAGUUUCUUAGUCAAGGGUAUUUGAAGAUUUAAAUUAAAAUAUACUAUUGAAAGGGAUGAAAAGCAGUCUAGAAAACUUGGUUUUUAGGAAUAUCUAGCUUGGUACCAUUAUACUCUGGCCUGCUAGGAUACGAAGACCUUAGCAAAGGGAGGAGAUGGGUUUUCUUGCGCCAAACAUAUUUGUAAUUCCCCUAACUCGAGGUUAAUCAUUUGCUCCUGAUACAUGGAACCAACAGCAAGUUUUUAGAAGUUCCCAAAGCUAGGGUGCCAAGUACAUGUUCCUUGAAAGAGGCAAAAAUUUUCUUGAGUUU
Molecule: messenger RNA, 1784 nt
Organism: Odobenus rosmarus divergens (Pacific walrus)
Lineage: Eukaryota; Metazoa; Chordata; Mammalia; Carnivora; Odobenidae
Gene: CRBN
Product: cereblon
Exons: 11
Coding region: 22-1356 (444 amino acids)
Biological process (GO): protein ubiquitination
Cellular component (GO): Cul4A-RING E3 ubiquitin ligase complex
Source: RefSeq, a predicted model, not a curated record